AUGCUGGUAGAAAACUUCGACGAGAACAUCUGCAUCUGUCCACUCGGCACCGAUCCAUCGGACUAUGAACCAAUUGCCGUUCGGGAGUUCGUAGACGAGUUCAAUCUCAUCAUUGCAGAUGAAGACGUGAAUGUCACCGUCACACCAGUCGUUCGACUUGUCGAGAUUGAACCGAGGACUGUAGCCAACUAUACGGCAGCGCCAUCGCGUUCUCCCACGGACCAGCCGUCGUCUAACGCCUCGUUAUCACCGACGAGCUCACCAACGGAAGCCGCUCCUGAACCGACGCCGGCGCCAACGAUCGAGCCGACUGAAGAACCCACUAUGGAGCGAACUGCGGAGCCGACAGGAGAACCCACAGUUGCCCCUACUGAUGAGCCAACCAGCAGUCCUACUGGUCUUCCAACAGCCUCACCAACACCUAAUCCCAGCCCAGAACCAACGAUCUCACCAUCGGGCAUUCCAUCCACAGUGCCAUCUUUUGCACCCAGUUCUGGACCAACGAUUGAACCUACUCCGGAACCAACACUAAAUCCGACCACGGAUCCUACCAAGAACCCCUCGUCUCAACCCACAACUGCAGCUCCAUCAUCAUUGCCUUCAAUAUCGCCAACAAACGUCCCAACAACCUUUGUGUGUGACCAGGAUAUGAUUACGGUGGAAGCCUACUACUAUGUGCUCUACACUGGAAACACAUCUGCCGUGUCCGAUGCUGACCUGGAUUCUGCUUUUCUGGCUGCUGACCGGGCAAUGGGUAAGACUGGGUGCUCCUCGGUGGUUGGGAGUGCCUCAGUAAAGCGUCGAAUUAGUAGGAGAAGACGACGUUUGCAAACGCAAACAGGAACAACAUCGACAGUUGAAUUCUUGGUAUCAUCAUCACAACUGGAUAACACGCCUAUGUAUCAGAGUAUCAGUGCGGCUGAAUCUUUCCUCGGAAACCACAAUCAACAGCAACAGAUGCAAGAUAACAGUGUUGUCGGUGAGUCACUUUGCCAGCACUUUGAUGUCUCUGUGAUUGCUGCGCUUUGCCUAAACUUUCCCCCUGGUUGA
This is a messenger RNA of Seminavis robusta, 1050 nucleotides long. The record is from the annotation of a GenBank genome assembly. Lineage: Eukaryota; Bacillariophyta; Bacillariophyceae; Naviculales; Naviculaceae.